GAAUUUACCCAUCUCCCCUUUACGCAGCCAAUCCCCAGGAUCCGGUCGUGAGAGAACCGCUUGGUUGGCAGAGUUGCCGCAGCAGUAGAAGUGAAAACAUGGCGUCUCCAUCGCGAAGGUUACAGACCAAGCCUGUAAUAACGUGUUUAAAGAGCGUGCUGCUCAUCUACACCUUUAUCUUCUGGAUCACAGGUGUCAUCCUUCUAACAGUUGGUGUUUGGGGAAAAGUCGGCCUUGAUGUGUAUUUUUCCCUCCUGAACGAGAAUGCCACCAACGUUCCAUACGUUCUCAUUGGCACUGGGGCCGUCAUCAUCCUCCUGGGCACGUUUGGCUGUUUUGCCACAUGCCGAGCAAGUACUUGGAUGCUGAAACUGUAUGCAAUGUUCCUGUCUGUCAUUUUCCUGAUUGAACUGAUAGCAGCCAUUGUGGGUUUGGUUUUCAGGCACGAGAUUAAGAACAGUUUUGAACAAGGUUACUUUGAAGCUCUCCAGCAGUACAAUUCUACAGGAGAUCCCAGGAGCCAAGCUGUGGAUACUAUACAGAGAACAUUGCAGUGCUGUGGUGUUAAAUCAUACACUGACUGGGCUCAAACCCAGUACUUUAAAACACAUGGAAUUCCCCAGAGCUGUUGCAGAGUUCUUGGUAACUGCACGGAGGCAGACAUGAUAGAUAUAGUGAAGGCUGGAGGGAAAGUAUUUAAACAGGGUUGUAUUUCUUUGGUUACUACCGUCAUGGAGUCACGAAUGGGUGUUGUUGCUGGCAUAUCCUUCGGAAUAGCUUGCUUCCAGCUUGUGGGAAUGUUCCUGGCUUGCUGUCUAUCCCGUUAUAUUACAAACAACCAAUAUGAGAUGGUGUAACUAAACCUCUGCGCUGCAGGCAUUAAGAGUGUUUCGAUGUCAGAUUUGAGGGUGCACUGAUUCUUCUUCUGGCUAUGAUGGUGCAGCAAUAAUAGGAUACAUGAAGAGGCUUUCUCACCCUAUAUCGAAAACUAUUUUUCUGUUCCAGCCCCCCCCCCCCCCAAAAAGUCCUAUCCCUGGACAUUUAAGUUAGCUUAUUCAGCACCUAAACCAAUUGGUAUGCAUAAUAUUAUACAAUCUGCCUUUCAGGACCACUGAUUUCUUAGAUUGUAGCAGCCACAUUCCCAUGGUUUGCUAUGGCAUUUUCCAGUUAGACUAACACCCCUUACUCCCUGUUUACCCAUAGUUUUAUGGUUUUACUUGUAUAUGCUGUUUGGUUGUCGGACAGGACAGGAGUUAGUAAGCCAUAUGUCACAGUGACAGGUUUGGGAGGUGAUGGUAGGUAUACAAAAAAUAACUGACACAUCUGUAAACUGUUAGAAUGAUGGAAUUACCUUGCAACACUAAUAUAAAUUGCAAUAGUUUAUUACAGUGAGGAAAUUGAAGCAUUUAAAAAAUGUAAUGCUCCUUUAAGUAACACUAUAGUCACAAGCAAAGAUGUUAUCAGAGCUAAAAGGACCAAGGAUAAACUCCUGACAUCAUAAUGUGUAACUGUCCUAACAGUAGCAGUGUGUCUAUUAAUGGAUAACUUCAGUUCUUCAGUUACCUUUUAUGUGUAUAGCAGUAGGAGUUACACAAUGGCUCAUUCUAGAUUACAUUUGUUGUCAGACUCUUGUUUGAACUGUCAGUGACGCAAGUGUUCACUGUGACUUAUUUUUUUUGUUCAUAAACAAAAACAGAAAGAGCCGUAUCCUAGUCGCACCGUGUGGUGUUAUGUGUUAAAUGUUCCCCCAGCACAGCACAAUGAUAUUGAUGGUGACAGGAACCACUCAGAAUCUCCAUGGCUUUCUGUACCCGCCUCUCACUACCAGUGUCUACCACAGGCAGCGAGUUUCCACAAUUUUAUAUGUUACAGCUAUACUGUAUUUCCAUGAAAAUGAAAAUCUUUCCUAAGCAGAAGAACAUAAGAGAAGCCUUUCUUUAUUUCUCCUGACAACUUCCUUUUGACUACUUGGUGGUCAGACUAGUGGGAAACUGACCAGCAGGUGGUGCUGUUGUAUCAAAAUUCAUUCAUAUUAACAGUAGAUGUAUCCCUUAAUAUCUUGGAAUUAAAAGAAAAUAAAUAAUGAAUGUAAAUUACAUGCUUACAAUAGCCCCCUCAUCAGUUUUACAUUCACUUAUUUUAAAGGUUUACUUCUCCUUUAAGGGCCUUUAAUCAAUUUGGCUUUCACAGAGACCACUGCAGCAGUAACAAAUCACCACAUGUGCUAUGAGCCUCUGAUAGGGCAGAGGCACACAAGGUGAUUUCUGUGGGGGUUUUUUUUUGUUAUCUCAGGAGGUAGCACUAGUUUGCCCAAAUUCCCUCCAAGUGCUUUUAUAUACUGGUUUUUAUCUUAGAAAUGGAGUUUGCCAUGUUUCAAGGCAACAGCGACCUGACCAACUCUUGCACUAAUGUGUUUAGGUGAUUGCCAGAGCAAGCAAUAGCGGGGCCAUUAGUCUCCAUGAGUCUCUAUGAGCUGCAAAACUCAAGGCUACCACAGCUCCUGAGACUUCCAUAGGUGUAAUUUCUCAUAGCUCUUUCUAUUGCUUUUGGGUCCUGACUGUCCAUACGCCCAGAAGAAAAGCUGUCCAUCAAGGGAAGUUCGUCUGUAGUUAUUGGUGCUGCCUGUUAAUUAGGACACAAUGUGAUGCCAUUCAAAGAGAUUUGCUUUAUACUUUGAUGCUAUAUCCAUAUAGGGAUUCCAUAUGAAAUGAACAAGCAUUGUACAUUGACUUCACUGGUUGUGUGUGCUUAGCUUUUGUAGCCCAUCUCUGAUGUGUGAGCAAGGCAUCUACCAGAUAUGAAGCGGUAUAAAUUUUGAAAAAGGGACACUUUAUAAAAUAACCCAAUAUAAGCUAAUGCUAAAUACUUUUUUAUUCUAACAGUUUUUUAAUGUCUGUUCAUUUUUAGCUAGUGCCUUUAUACACUUGACUACCUUAGACUGUACAAUCUGUGGUGGUACAAUCUUCUGCUGGCCAAGGCCAGAACAAGGGAAAGGUUUAUAUGUAUGUGCAAAACAAGGGAGCUUAGCAUUUCUAAAAGCCUAAUUGCAGAGGUUAGGUGAUCAGCUCCUAAUGGUUUAGCAGAAUGUUGCCAACUAAAUAUGAAAUUGUGUCUACAGAUUUCCUUUUGUUUUUUGUGUAUUUUUAUGUGAUGUAUUUUUAUGAUCUUUUGACUAUUUUCUAUUUUACAACGGAGAUAUAUAUAGUGUUUACCUAGUCAAGCAGGAAUGCUUUUCUGACUUGCACGACAAAUGGUUUGUCAGUAUUAUAUGCUGCUUUAAUGUAAUAUUUUCUUAUUUCUAAUAUAACAAUGAACUCUUGUCUUUAUAUACAAUAAACGUGCCUUUUUCUUCUU
This is a messenger RNA of Xenopus laevis (African clawed frog), 3354 nucleotides long. RefSeq names its product tetraspanin 6 S homeolog (gene tspan6.S). The transcript is spliced from 8 exons. The coding region runs from base 99 to 857 and encodes 252 amino acids. The record is from RefSeq and is a predicted model, not a curated record. Gene Ontology annotation, cellular component: membrane; plasma membrane. NCBI's taxonomy places the organism in Eukaryota, Metazoa, Chordata, Amphibia, Anura, Pipidae.